Pieris macdunnoughi is the source of this 1338-nucleotide messenger RNA. The record is from the annotation of a GenBank genome assembly. NCBI's taxonomy places the organism in Eukaryota, Metazoa, Arthropoda, Insecta, Lepidoptera, Pieridae.
AUGCUUCGUUUUUUAAUUGUAUGCCUGAUGUGUCCAAUUGCUUUGAGCCAAGACUUGGUCGCGUUGUUUGAGCCUGAACAAAUAUCAGUACUAAUGAAUGAGUUCGACUACGUGGAUUUUAAUAUUACAGGUCAAACUUUUCAAGAGGACGAUGAUAUUGUGGGUGUAUCCAGUCACACACAGCUGAUGACAGUGGAGUGGAAUUCCACUUACCGGCUGACGCAAGAAAAUCUUGAUAGCGGCUUUUUUCAAGGACGGUUUCGAAUAAAUGCUCAUUUUCUUGGAAGGGCAGACCUUUCAUUGGAAGUAAGACGUGGUAUCACCCGAGUUCCUGUGAACGGAACUUUGCCGGUGACACUCCUUCGUCCACAAAGACCUAUCGAUCAAGCUUUUACCAUCAGCGUUGCGCUUUUUGUAUCGCUAAUAUUUAUAAACUUUGGGUGUGCCAUGCACUGGCCAACUGUAAAGGAGGUCAUAAAAAGACCGCUCGGCCCUGCCAUUGGCAUGUGUGGACAAUUUUUAUUUAUGCCUCUCAUAUCAUUCGGUCUCGGUUUUGUUCUAUUUCCGGAUAUGCCCGCAAUGCGUUUAGGUAUGUUUUUCACCGGAGUAUCGCCAGGGGGCGGUGCGUCAAACAUUUGGACGUUCAUUUUAGGCGGAAACCUUAAUCUUUCUCUGGCUAUGACUUCUAUAUCAACGCUAGCAUCUUUUGGUCUAAUGCCUGCUUGGAUAUUUUCACUUGGCCAAGUGGUAUUCAGUGAUGCCAACAUCGUCAUACCUUAUGCACGUAUAGCAUAUUUCGUUGUGGGUCUCCUGGUACCCCUGGCUAUUGGGCUUGCUAUGCAGAAACUUACCCCAAGAAUUGCUGGCUUCAUGGUCAAGAUAUUAAAGGGAUUCUCAACAACAUUACUGCUAUUUAUCAUCAUUUUUGCGAUCGUAACCAAUUUGUACAUUUUUGAAUUGUUUACGUGGAACAUAAUAGUAGCUGGUAUGGGCAUACCAUGGCUAGGAUAUCUGAGCGGAUAUGUUGUUGCUCGCUUACUCCGACAGCCUCAUACAGAUGCUAUAGCAAUAUCAAUGGAAACAGGUGUCCAAAAUAUGGGAAUCGCUGUUUUCCUGCUUCGAUACGCUUUGCCUCAACCCGAGGCCGAUCUUACUACUGUUGUACCAGUGUCGGUGGCCAUCAUGACACCAGUUCCAAUGACCGCCAUCUUUAUUUAUCAAAGAAUAAGGGGAUGUUUCCGAAAUCGAGGCAAAAAUAAAGAUAUUGAACCCUUAGAAGAACCUGCAAUUCAAGAAAUUGAAUUCCAAAAGAAUACAGAGACUAAACAAGACGCUUAA